Nomascus leucogenys (northern white-cheeked gibbon) is the source of this 1909-nucleotide messenger RNA. It is a transcript of the gene MED18, whose product is annotated as mediator complex subunit 18. The record is from RefSeq and is a predicted model, not a curated record. Gene Ontology annotation, molecular function: transcription coregulator activity. Lineage: Eukaryota; Metazoa; Chordata; Mammalia; Primates; Hylobatidae. Gene Ontology annotation, biological process: regulation of transcription by RNA polymerase II; termination of RNA polymerase II transcription. Gene Ontology annotation, cellular component: core mediator complex; mediator complex.
AUACGUUUGGGAACGGCAGUUUCGAGGUUUCUGAGACGUCGGCUUCCGACCGGAAGUGAGAAGAGGAGGAAGUUAGCUGGUUGCACCGGUCUGGGGGCUUCCAGGGCUCGGGUAACCAGAGUGCUGGGAUCUAAUCGUCGCUCAAAGGCUCCUAGGUGCGCGGGUGGAUAUAAUUCCCCGCUUCUGGAGAAGACACUAGAGCCUCAAGGAGGUGUAUCCCGUGCCUUACCUGACUGGGGGCUCUGAGUCCAGUUGUGUUGUCUUCUACUUAGACACCAUGGAGGCACCUCCAGUCACCAUGAUGCCUGUCACUGGGGGCACCAUUAACAUGAUGGAGUACCUGUUGCAGGGAAGUGUUUUAGAUCACAGUCUGGAAAGCCUCAUCCACCGCCUUCGUGGUUUAUGUGACAACAUGGAACCUGAGACUUUCCUUGACCAUGAGAUGGUAUUCCUCCUUAAGGGCCAGCAAGCCAGCCCGUUUGUUCUCAGGGCCCGACGCUCUAUGGACAGGGCAGGGGCAGCCUGGCAUCUGCGCUACCUGGGACAGCCAGAAAUGGGAGACAAGAACCGCCACGCCCUGGUGCGAAACUGCGUGGACAUUGCCACAUCUGAGAACCUCACCGACUUCUUGAUGGAAAUGGGCUUCCGCAUGGACCAUGAGUUUGUUGCUAAGGGACAUUUGUUCCGUAAGGGCAUCAUGAAGAUUAUGGUGUACAAGAUUUUCCGCGUCCUGGUGCCAGGGAACACAGACAGCACUGAGGCCUUGUCACUCUCCUAUCUCGUGGAAUUAAGUGUGGUGGCACCCGCUGGGCAGGACAUGGUCUCUGAUGACAUGAAGAACUUUGCAGAGCAGCUAAAACCUCUGGUUCACCUGGAGAAAAUAGACCCCAAGAGGCUCAUGUGACUAAGAGGAUCUGUCCACAUUUGGGGCCUAUCCUUACUUGUUUGAAAAAAAUAUGUUUGCUUUAUUUUUUGUUUCAUUUUGUUUUUGAGACAGAGUCUUGCUCUGUUUCCCAGGCUGGAGUGCAGUGGCGCGAUCUCGGCUCACUGCAACCUCCACCUCCCGGGUUCAAGCAGUUCUCCCGCCUCAGCCUCCUGAGUAGCUGGGAUUACAGGAGCGUGCCACCAUGCUCAGCUAGUUUUUGUAUUUUUAGUAGAGAUGGGGAUUCACCAUGUUGGUCAGGGUAUUCUCGAACUCAUGACCUCGUGAUCCACCCACCUUGGCUUCCCAAAGUGCUGGGAUUACAGGCAUGAGCCACCAUGCCUGGCCAAAAAAAUAUGCUUUAAAUGCCCCAUUUCACCAUUGCCAGGCAGGCAUUCUUCCUUCAGGGAGAGGAUGAUGAGAAUUAAUUGGUUCUUUGCACUGUUCUCCACAUGUGGUGAUUUCACUUUCAUGACAGCCUUUCUACAUUAAAGGCUCAGGAUAUCACAGAGAAUCUACCUAAUCCCACUGUAUUAAGAGGGGAAACCGGGCCAAGCGCAGUGGCUCACACCUCUAGUCUCAGCACUCUGGGAGGCCGAGGUAGGUGGAUCACCCAAGGUCGGGAGUUUGAGACUAGCCUGGCCAAAUGGUGAAACCCCAUCUCUACGAAAAAUACAAAAUUUAGCCGGGCAUGGUGGUGGGCACCUGUAAUCCCAGCUACUUGGGAAGCUGAGGCUGGAGAAUCGCUUGAACCCAGGAGGUGAAGGUUGCAGAGACCAGAGAUGACGCCAUUGCACUCCAGCCUGGGUGAGAAGAGCGAGACUCCGUCUCAAAAAAAAAAAAAAAAAAAAAAAAAAUGAAGAGGGGAAACCAGAAUAAGUUAGCUUUUAGAAAGGAAAAUUUCUUGUUUGGCCAUUUGUGUUUAAGGUUUGUAACAUUAGAGGCUGUGAGCUUGUGUUAUAUGGUAAUAAAGCCGAUGAAGAGAAA